Castor canadensis (American beaver) is the source of this 761-nucleotide messenger RNA. It is a transcript of the gene Atp5mc1, whose product is annotated as ATP synthase membrane subunit c locus 1. The record is from RefSeq and is a predicted model, not a curated record. Gene Ontology annotation, biological process: proton transmembrane transport; proton motive force-driven ATP synthesis. NCBI's taxonomy places the organism in Eukaryota, Metazoa, Chordata, Mammalia, Rodentia, Castoridae. Gene Ontology annotation, molecular function: proton transmembrane transporter activity.
CACCCAAUCGCAGACCAUAUCUAGGAGGAAAGCCCCGCCUUUAUCCGCAUGGAGGCGGGAAUUGCCACGAAGCUGUUGUGGAGAGAGAAAGGAAGAAGCUGUAAAGAACCAAUAAGAAAGGAGGAGUUGAUGACGUCAACCAAUGGAGACGCGGGUGAAUUGCAGCCAAUGAGAGUGGAGGGACCCCAGGACACGUGGGUGGGGGAACUGCGCGCUGAGACCAAGGGCUAAAGCUGAGAGAUUGAAAAAAAUGCAGACCACCGGGGCACUUCUCAUUUCUCCAGUUCUGAUCCGCUGUUGUACCAGGGGUCUAAUCAGGCCUGUGUCUGCCUCCCUCCUGAGUAGGCCAGAAGCCCCAUCUAAACAGCCUUCCUGCAGCAGCUCACCACUACAGGUGGCCCGACGGGAGUUCCAGACCAGUGCCGUCUCUAGGGACAUUGACACAGCAGCCAAGUUUAUUGGUGCUGGGGCCGCCACAGUCGGUGUGGCUGGAUCAGGAGCCGGCAUUGGAACCGUGUUUGGCAGCUUGAUCAUUGGCUAUGCCAGGAACCCGUCUCUCAAGCAGCAGCUCUUCUCCUAUGCCAUUCUGGGCUUCGCCCUGUCUGAAGCCAUGGGGCUCUUCUGUUUAAUGGUCGCCUUCCUCAUCCUCUUUGCCAUGUGAGUCUCCGUGGAGGUCACCCAGCCGUCCCUGCUGCUUCGACUCCGUGCCAUUCCUAGUGCUGGAGUAGACUAAGCUUUACCAUUAAACACGUUUCUCUAAA